Messenger RNA from Trematomus bernacchii (emerald rockcod), 1480 nucleotides. RefSeq names its product annexin A5b (gene anxa5b). Gene Ontology annotation, cellular component: cytoplasm. The record is from RefSeq and is a predicted model, not a curated record. Gene Ontology annotation, molecular function: calcium-dependent phospholipid binding; calcium ion binding. Gene Ontology annotation, biological process: negative regulation of coagulation. Bases 189 to 1142 code for a protein of 317 amino acids. NCBI's taxonomy places the organism in Eukaryota, Metazoa, Chordata, Actinopteri, Perciformes, Nototheniidae. The transcript is spliced from 13 exons.
GCACACAGUCGCGUACCGUCACAAUCACGCGCGCAACGGAGAGUUUAUCCGGGUGGGUUUCUGCAGUCUGUUCUUCUUCUCCUCCUGUCUUUCUCUCCAUCGGACCUCUCUCUCCGCUCACAGAGCUUCUUCUUGACGGCUGCUAUCAGCGAUCUUUUUCCCCCGAAUAAACCAACAAGACUGACAAAAUGGCCGGCAAAGGGACUGUGGUUGCCUGUAGAAACUUCAAUGCCACUGACGACGCUGAGGUCCUGUACAAGGCCAUGAAGGGGCUCGGGACCAACGAGGAUGCCAUCUUGCAGCUGUUGUCGUCCCGCAGCAACCACCAGAGGCAGGACAUCAAGCACGCCUACAAAACUCUGUUUGGAAAGGAUCUGGUGGAUAACCUGAAGGGAGAGCUGGGGGGGAAGUUUGAGACCCUGAUCGUGGCCAUGAUGACCGCGCCCCUCGCUUAUGAUGUGUCAUCGCUCCGCAACGCCAUCAAGGGGGCAGGAACAGAGGAGAAGGUCCUGGUGGAGAUCUUGGCCUCCAGGACACCUCAGCAGGUGAAGGACAUCGUCGCUGCUUAUAGAAAAGAGUAUGAUGACGACCUGGAGGAGGAUAUCUCCGGUGACACUUCAGGUCACUUCAAGAGACUCCUGGUUAUUCUGCUGCAGGGGAACAGGCAGAGCGGGGUCCAGUCAGAGCUCAUUGACAGUGACGCUCAGACCCUCUUCCAGGCUGGAGAGCACAAAUUCGGUACUGAUGAACAAACGUUUGUCACCAUCCUGGGAAACCGGAGUCCAGAACAUCUUAGGAAAGUAUUUGAUGCUUACAUGAAGCUGUCUGGAUUCGAGAUGGAGGAGAGCAUCAAGAAGGAAACAUCUGGAGGCCUGCAGGAUCUUCUUCUGGCCGUCGUGAAGUGCGCCAGGAGCGUCCCAGCCUACUUUGCAGAGACGCUGUACUAUUCGAUGAAGGGUUUAGGAACUGAUGACAACACUCUGAUCAGAGCGAUGGUGACCCGCAGUGAGAUCGACCUGAUGGACGUCAGAACUGAGUUCAGGAAGCUGUUCGCCUGCUCUCUGUUCUCCAUGAUCAAGGGAGAUACCGGCGGAGACUUCAGUAAGGCUUUACUGUUGCUCUGCGGUGGAGAUGAUGCAUAAACUAGAAACUACACCUGAAGUUUAUCGUCUGUUUCAAGUUUGCCCUUUUUUGGUCUUGGGAUCACAAUAAAUUAACACGUAACUUUUCAUCAAAAAAGUAUUGUCUGUCUAUAAGAGACGUCUCUAUCAUGUCUUUUUAAACUAUGACUCCAGAUAAUGUCGUUGAAAGGUAGCUAACAUUUUGUUUUAAACCCACAUUAAUAAUGCAGCUUGUAGUGGACAUGUUCAGUAUGAUUUUUAUUAUAUCAUUUCUUUGUAAUGCAAAAGUUUCAGACUACAGUUUGCACUGUGUAUGGGAGAAGCACUAUAUGCAAUAAUAAACAUUUCAACUGAUGAAG